GGAGGGAGGGAGGGACAGAGAACUGGAGAGGCUCAAGAAAGACGAAAACGGUAGCCGCCUCUGGAGGAAAUCAUUGUGAAGGGGCCUCAUAGCGGGAGGAAGCGAGCUAGGAGGCAGGCAGAUAAGCAGCGGUUCUAUGGCUCAGUCGGCUGCUAACGGUGUGGACCAGGAUCUGGCCAGCAAGAGGCUGCACUCCAGGAUGGAAGCGUCUUGCUUGGAGUUGGCCUUGGAAGGAGAGCGGCUGUGCAAGGCUGGAGACUUUAAAGGGGGGACAGCGUUUUUUGAGGCAGCCGUACAGGUCGGCACAGAAGACCUGAAGACCCUCAGUGCCAUCUAUAGCCAGCUGGGCAAUGCCUACUUCUACCUCAAGGAGUAUGGCAAAGCCUUAGAGUACCACAAACACGACCUUACCUUGGCCAGAACAAUAGGAGACAGAAUUGGAGAAGGAAAAGCCAGCGGAAACCUUGGCAACACAUUAAAAGUUCUGGGGCGCUUUGACGAGGCUGUUGUGUGCUGUCAAAGACAUCUGGAUAUUUCUCAAGAGCAGGGUGACAAGGUUGGAGAGGCCAGAGCACUGUAUAACAUAGGGAAUGUGUUUCAUGCGAAGGGUAAACAGCAGUUGUGGGGCUGCACCCAGGAACCAGGGGACCUUCCUCCUGAUGUCAGGGACACACUGCAAAGGGCUACCGGCUUUUACGAGAUGAACCUGUGUUUGGUCAAAGAACUUGGCGACCGAGCUGCUCAGGGGAGGGCCUACGGGAACCUGGGCAACACCCACUAUCUGCUGGGGAAUUUUGUCGAAGCAAUCAAGUUCCACCGACAGCGAUUAUCCAUUGCCAAAGAAUUUGGGGACAAAGCAGCAGAACGGCGAGCCUACAGUAACCUAGGCAAUGCCCUGAUAUUCCUGGGCCAGUUCAACACAGCCACAGAGUACUACAGAAAAACUUUGCAACUAUCCAGGCAGUUGAGGGACCAGGUGAUGGAGGCUCAGGCCUGUUACAGCCUGGGAAACACCUACACUCUUUUGCAGCAGUAUGAGAGGGCCAUAGACUACCACCUGAAGCACCUCUACAUUGCCCAGGAGCUUACUGAUAGGGUUGGUGAGGGCCGUGCUUGCUGGAGUCUGGGAAAUGCAUACGUGUCUUUAGGGAACCACAAACAAGCUCUCCACUAUGCCCGAAAGCACCUGGACAUCUCUAAAGAAAUUGGAGACAGAAAUGGGGAACUGACAGCCAGAAUGAACGUGGAGCAGCUGAUGGAGGCUCUGGGGGUCAAUGAGAGUGACCUUUCACCUUCCAGUUCAGAGUUUGAGAUGCAAGGAGCAAGACCCAAAUUCACCAAGAGAAACAGCAUGGACAGUGUAGAACUGUGGAAGUACUCCUCAGAUAAGAAUGGUGAGAACCAAGACUUGGAAAGCAUACCCAGGAGAUCCAAGAGUCAGCUUUCACAGCCUGGUAAAAGGAAAGGCUAUCCCGACAGUCAGUCAUCAGAUGAAAGGCCGUGGCUGGACUCUCCCAUAGACACUGAUGACAUCACUGUGCAAGUCCCGCCUCCAGUGCCAAAGCUGGGCCGUGACCCCUCCGAUGAAGACUGCUUCUUUGACCUCCUCAGCAAAUUCCAAAGCAGCCGCAUGGAUGACCAGCGCUGCCAUCUUGAUGAGCCACAGAACGGAGACAACGGAGAAGGUGCUGCAAACUCCAUGCCGUCCCUGAACGACAUGAUCGAUCCCUCAAUUACCACUUCGCCCCAGACUGAGGAGCUGUUUGAUUUGAUUGCUAGCUCUCAGAGCCGCCGUCUUGAUGACCAGCGGGUCAAUGUUGGUAAUCUUCCAGGCCUGAGGAUUACCCAUAACAACCUGGGACACCUGGUAGGUGAAGGAGAUCAUCAAGAACCCAGUGAUGACUUCUUCAACAUGCUUAUUAAGUGCCAGUCCUCCAGGAUUGAUGACCAGCGGUGCUCUCCGCCAGAGGCCGGUCCACACGCCCCCACAGUGCCUGAUGAAGACUUCUUCAGUCUAAUACAGAGGGUGCAGGCCAAGCGCAUGGAUGAGCAGCGCGUCCAGCUGCCCACAGAGGACCAGGACAGCCCUCAGUCCCCUGACCCAGAGCCACCUGGUGGAUUUUCCAGCUAGGACUCGGUGAAUAAUACUGCACAAUGUUAUGUCAGAGAAAGCACAAGGAAUGAAAGAAGGAUGAGCCAACAUUUAAAAAUAGCACUUGAGGCUGAACUAACAUGAUUUUUAAUAACAAGACAAAUUCCAUGUGCAAUAGGUGGUGCCCUGUCAAAUGUUGCUCAGUGUAUUAUGUUCUAAAUGUGUGUAAAUAUAACAGGAAAACAAGCAGAAUUUAAGCUUGGUGGUAUGAAGAAGAAGAAGAAGGAGUUUGAGGUGACAUGAUUGCAAACAUGAAAUAUGUACUCAAUCUAAUGCCUUAAUCAGCAUUUUUCAGACUCAAGAUUGUAUUCCCUGGUGUCAGAUGUGGUUUUUAGAAGCACAUUAUGGGCAUACAGCAUAAUAUAAAUGAUUAAUGUGGAGACGUACCAUGUGAGUUGUGGAAACCACAAAAGAUUUAAUGAUAGAAACAGAGUUGAUGAACGUAUAAGAGAAAUGAUAGAUUUGCACUGAAAUCUUAACCUGGAAUCUGAUCAUCAAUGUUUCAGUUCAGUUAAACUCUCAUCACUGCUGCUUUUAUCAGUCAGUCUCUUUGCGGUUUCCCCUGCUCAUAGAAAACUGGUGUUAUUUGUGCAGUAACAGUAUUAGGGAUGGCUUCCAGUGUUAAACAAACUGCUUUGGUCAGUUUAAACGUUCUACUAAUUGAUAAACAUGCUUCAUUUUUUGAUGACAAAGUAUGAUUGACUUAAAUUGACAGACCGACCGAAGUAUGACUUUACACAUAAAUGUAGUUUAUGUGCACUUAAGUUAUGCAUUUACAUAAUGCAUCAGUCUCUUCACAGAGUGUGCAGUAACCAAAGUUACUGAGCAAAUGAUAUGAAAUAGCUGCUUAUUUUAUAGAUUGAAGAUUAAAGUUGUGUGAUAAUUCAAGCUCCAGUUAAUGUUUCUGCUUGGCUUUUAAAGUGAUGCUAUCUGCUGCCCAUACUGUUCUGAACAUCUGAUAACAGACUACUACUUACUGCCAUUAUUAUUAAUUAACAUAGAAACAGAAGCACAUGGAUAAGAUGGAUGUGCUUCGUAUAUUUUGAAGAAUCUAAAACCCUGAACAAUAUUGAGUUCUAGGUUGUGGUGCUGGUACAGUGCCUCCCUGUGGUCAAAAUGUUGUAUUACCUCUAAACUACAGGGUGCAUUCAGUUGGGGAUAAAAGGCAUUCCCUUCUUGAAUAUUUGGAGGAUCACUGUAAUUAUGAUAUUCUGCUCCAUGUAUGACAAUUAUGAGAACUUUCCCCUGGUUUCAACAACAAAGUUUUGCGAACUUGUGCCACAAAUGUGCAGAUUUCUGCAGAAGAACAGUCGAAAUGAGGCUGAAGCUGUUGCACAUUUCUACCCAUUUGUUGCUAUGAAAGCAGGAAAAGGAAAAACUGCACAAAGGAAAUUUUAAUUGGCCAAGAGUUUGAAACAUUUUGCUGUACAGAGCAAAAAAUAUCUGAUCUUAUCUAUGGGCUUGCUUUUUUUUUUUUUUCCAAAAGUAGUGUUUACCUCAUUUUUGUACCUCAAACCUUA
Molecule: messenger RNA, 3672 nt
Organism: Toxotes jaculatrix (banded archerfish)
Lineage: Eukaryota; Metazoa; Chordata; Actinopteri; Toxotidae
Gene: gpsm1b
Product: G protein signaling modulator 1b
Exons: 14
Coding region: 137-2131 (664 amino acids)
Molecular function (GO): GTPase regulator activity; protein binding
Source: RefSeq, a predicted model, not a curated record